AACAUCCGGAAGUGCGUCCGGUCUAAUGCCGAGUAGCGGGAGGUAGUGGCUGUGUAUCACUCACACACUCACUCGCUUUUCUUUGGGAUCAUUUACAAAAUUUAGCUAGUUGCCGAAGUUGUUUGAUCUUCCACCAUGUCAGUACUAUGUUACAACAAGGGAUGUGGACAACGAUUUGAUCCGGAGAAUAACCCAGACGAUGGGUGUACCUAUCAUCCCGGAGUCCCAGUAUUCCAUGAUGCAUUAAAGGGAUGGUCCUGCUGCAAGAGAAGAACUACAGAUUUCUCAGACUUCCUCAGCAUUGUUGGCUGUACAAAAGGUCCCCACAACAAAGAGAAGCCUCCUGAGCCGGUGAAACCGGAUGUGACAUCAUCAGGAGAAAAGAAAGAAUCAGAUGAACAAAGACCAAAGUUUAACGAGUACAUCAUCUCUGCACCAAAGCCUCAAGAGGCGAUAUGCAGACCAAGUCCUGAUGAGCCGAUGGUGAGAAUGCAGCAUAAAAUUUCUGCUUCUCUGAAGACAGCUCUGGAGAAACUGAAGUUGUCUGAAAAUGCAGCUGAAAAGAAGGAGGAAGAUAGUGACGAGAUCAAGAUUGGAACAUCGUGCAAAAACGGAGGAUGUACUAAAAGCUUUGAUGGAUCUGCAAGCAAUUCUGAUGUGUGUCUGUACCACGCUGGAUUCCCCAUCUUCCAUGAAGGGAUGAAGUACUGGAGUUGCUGCAAGAGGAAAACCUCCGACUUUAACACUUUCCUCUCUCAAGAGGGCUGUACCAAGGGAACACAUCUAUGGAGGAAAAAGGAUGCGGGGAAGAAAGUUGUUCCAUGUCGGUUUGACUGGCACCAAACUAGUACACAGGUCAUCAUCUCAAUCUACGCUAAGAAUUCCAUCCCAGAGCUAAGCUACGUGGACGCAAACAGCACCACACUCAACAUCCAUGUUAUAUUUGAGGGAGAGAAGGAAUUUGAGCAGAAAAUCAGUUUGUGGGGGGUGAUUGACGUGAGUAAGAGUGUGAUAAACAUGAUGGCGGCCAAGAUCGAGGUCGCUAUGAAGAAAUCCGAACCCAUGUCGUGGGCUCGUCUGGACCUUCCCCCUCCCGUUACACCUCCCAAGGAGGAGGAGAAGAAAACAGAGGAAGAUGAUUGUGACGACGAAGAGGAAAGUUGAAAAAUGAAGUGCAAAAGAGAUAUUUUAGCUGAAUCUAAGGCCCCACAGGCUAUUCUUUACCUCUACACAAGUCAACUCUUACUCUGUGAAAGAACUUUGGCCUUGACUCCUCAGCACUAUGGUUUGCCCAACCUGUUGUAAUCAAAGUACUCAGUUUUUGAUUCUUCCAUUUUAGGUCCUCAAUCAGUCAUAAUAGAGAUCUUAAUGCUUAACAGCCUUCAAGUGUUUUUUUCCAGUAAGUACUGAAUAAUAAUAGGAGGGAAACUUCUGCUGACUUUCAAAAGUCACAUACGUCAUCUGUUAAAUUGUGCUGUUAUACCAACAAAAGAACAGAUAAGAUUUAUAUGUGCCCAUACUUCACUCAGACCCACAAAGCCUUUUAUUUUUAUUUUCAUGGACUACAUUAUGUCAUCUUUAAGGACCACAAUCUUAACUAUUUUUGAGAUGUUUUUUCUGUACAUUUCUACUUGUCAUGUUUGGCACAUCUGAAGUGGUAUAUCACAGUUGUUUGCUUUUAUUGUCUUUUUUUUUAUUCAUUCCUUUGGUUAACUAAUUUGUAUAAAUUAUUGCAUUGUUUUGUCCAUCAGUGUCACAUCAGACUUGUCCUCAUGAAUAUACUGUAUACCUGUAUGUGGGAGAUUAAAGCUGCUCCAUGUAGUACUGAGAAACAUCUGACACCUGAAAUUUCCACACUUUUAUCAUAUGGGAUUGAUUUCGAGUAACUAAUGUUUAAAAAAUAAAAAAAAAAAAUUAAAAAAAGCCUAGAAGAUCUGUUGGACUCUAGAAAGUAAAUUAAAACAUUAGCUGUGUGGCAGGCAUGCUUCAACUUUUAAAGCCAUUUCAGUUUAAAUACAAACGAAUAUGCUCAAAAUGCAAGUUUUUACAUCAUUAUAAUGUAUAUUUUGUACAAUUCUGCUGUCACACUUUUGCUGUAUUUAUGCCCUCAUCAAACAACAGUGAAGUUUUAAUAAUUAGAAUGUAUUAUAUGUGAGAAUGCCAUUUGAUUACAAAAUGUUCUGAACAAAGUACUGUAAUUACUGUAAAAUUUGCUAGACAGCAUGCAUCAGGGCAUGGAAUGUAAAAAGACAGCGACCAUUACGUAUCGGGGAACCACUUUAUCGUACCAAAAAUAAAUUUUUGUGGUGAAAUUUUUG
Messenger RNA from Sphaeramia orbicularis (orbiculate cardinalfish), 2318 nucleotides. It is a transcript of the gene chordc1b, whose product is annotated as cysteine and histidine-rich domain (CHORD) containing 1b. The record is from RefSeq and is a predicted model, not a curated record. The transcript has 11 exons. Bases 136 to 1164 code for a protein of 342 amino acids. Lineage: Eukaryota; Metazoa; Chordata; Actinopteri; Kurtiformes; Apogonidae.